This is a messenger RNA of Eucalyptus grandis, 1493 nucleotides long. RefSeq lists its product as uncharacterized. NCBI's taxonomy places the organism in Eukaryota, Viridiplantae, Streptophyta, Magnoliopsida, Myrtales, Myrtaceae. The record is from RefSeq and is a predicted model, not a curated record. Bases 418 to 1155 code for a protein of 245 amino acids. The transcript has 3 exons.
CGUAUGAAAAGAUCUCGUAGCCUCUCCUUAUUUUUCGGAAGAUGUUUCGCAAGAGCAGAAAAACCGCUUCCACCUCUGAACUGCGAGAGUCAGCUCACACCGUCGGACGCUUCCAUCCAAAAGCACCGAUCGAAUGCGGUAAAACGCCACGUCGCUCAAGCCCCUUCCGUCCGAGGAGGUGCCACUUGUGCGCCCUCUGCACCUCAUGCCCCGACCACACCCCUAUCCAUCUCUCUCCUCUCCAAACCCCUCUCUGACCAGACAGACAACCUUUGCUCUCGCUCUCUUGCAUAAUCGCCCCCAUAGCGAUGCUAAUUGCUUUUGCUCGUAACGCUUAAUCCACACUGAUUCUCCACACAGCUAAGACCAGCCCUACUUUCCUCAUCGUUCUCCUGAUCAAAAAGGCCAUCCAAAACGAUGUCAGGUGGCGUCGGUCCCAGCAACGACAUCGGCCUCCCCAAAGACGACCAGCCACACCCCUCCCCACCGCCCGCCUCCACCGCCGCCCCCGCCGCCUCCGCCAAGAGGGCCUACCUCAGCUUCCGGCAGCUCAAAUUCCUCGCCCUCGUCGUCGUCCUCGCCGCCAGCGGCCUGGUGUACUACCAGGACCUGGCCUUCCUCGUCCUCUCCCUCGUCUACAUCCACGUCCUCUCCGUCGUCGCCUUCCCCUCCCUCGGCCCCGCCCGGGAGCCCACCGUGUUCGACACCCGGAACCGGGUUUUCCGCCUCUACGCCUCCUUCACCGCCGUCGUCGGCCUCUUCCUCCCCAUCGCCUACAUCUUCGAGGGCAUCUACGAGGGCGACAAGGAGGGCAUCGCCGCCGCCGCUCCCCACUUGUUCCUCCUCGCUAGCCAGGUGUUCAUGGAGGGCGUGGCGGUCUAUGGUGGGUUCUCGACGCCCAUCCGGGUCUUCGUGCCGGUGUCGUACAGCGCGAAGAGGAUCUUCACGCUGAUGGAGUGGUUGGAGAGCGAGUUCCGGAGGGAGGGUCACGGCGGCGGCGGGUGGGCGGCGAGGAGGGUAUACGCGGGGAGGAUUCUGGCGGCGGCGAACAUGGCGUUGUGGUGCUUCAAUCUGUUCGCCUUCUUGUUGCCGGUGUAUAUGCCCAAGGCCUUCAAGAAGUACUAUGCUGCGUAUUACAAUGUCAAGGAUGUUUAAAUUGAAUCUAUAUCGCACGAGCUCUCUGCGGUUUUUCUCAGAUCAUGGAACGUGGGUUUUGUAUAAAUAAGGAAGAAGAAACAUGCGACUGAAUCGCUCGAGCUGCCUGUGUCAUAAGAAUUCUCGUGAAUCAAGACUUCCGGUUGAGAUUUCGUCCUUGGUUCGAGCUUAUGCUAUGGUGGUGGAAUACCACGUUUCUCGUAUGUCGUACUUCCAUGAACUUUAUGUCACUGAAAAGUUCGAGCAUUUAUUGUGGGGACAUGAUAAUUGCAACUUUCUUAACCAUUACAAGACUCACUCGUCUGGUGGAAAUUCACUAUUGCGCGUGUUUCGAACUA